AUUGUACUAAUUACUAUCGGAUGCGGCUCAUCUCUAGUACUAAUCCCCUCUAGUGGGUCCAGUGCAUGGUUAAUAUUGAGACAUCUGUCCACCUUUUAAUCUAAUGGUCAACAUUUAAUUAACUAAAGCAGCCCCUCAAACCGUGGUUAAGCCCCUGAUUUAUCCUUUCCCUUGCUGCCAGCAUCAAUUUAGCCUAAAAUCUUUCUAAACAAAAUAGAAGCAUCCGAAAAAAUUGCUAGAAAAUCUUUCUUGUUGGAAAAAUAUUUUCUUACCACGAAAAUCAUGGAAAAACAGAGCAAAAAACAGCAAGAACGAAAGAUUAAAUCUCUAGAUGGUACAACAACAACCAGCGAUCGCAAGAAAACGGAAGAUCAGUUGAUGAGCAAAAGUUUUUCCAGAGAUUAAGUGACAAUACCAAAACAGGUUUUUCUCCGCUGUUGCACUAUUUUUUCUACUUCGAGACCAAAUACGUUUGUUUCAUGUGAUUCUCGUGGUAGCCAAAACGAAUAAAUGUCUAGAAUGUGUUUGAUAAAAUGUCUCAAUUAGAUUGAUGGAGAAUUUUAAGUAAAAAAUGGAUAUUUGAAACAGUGAGAAGUUGAGAUACUUAAAGCACAAAUAGCAAAUCGAAUGAAGGUCACAGCUUGUUCCACGUAAAGUUUUCAUAUUAACCUUAUGAAAAUAAUGAAGUUCACUAACUUUAGGAUGUGAUAGUAACAGAGCCUUUGUUAGGAGUAUUUUGAUUAGUGAACUCCAUUGUUGGUAGAUUUAUGGAUAUGAUAGCUAGUAACAGAGCUUUGUUAGGUGUUGCAAUUCAUUUCUGAUGAAAAACUUAAAUCAUUUUUCUAAAAUUUAAGACUAAAGAUUAUUUGUCUUAUUUAUACUUUUUGUAAUGUAAAUUUAUGGAUAUCGCAUCAACUGAGUCUCAAGGUGGAUGUAAUGUGCUAAUAAAACUUGGGAAGGAAUUUGACUCGAAUGAGCACGCAUAUGACUGUUAUAAUGAAUAUGCAGCUCAGUUGGCUUUAGUGUUAGAAAAGAAUAUGCUAAUAAAAAUAGAGUCCAUGUGUAUGUGACUUCAACAAAAUUUACAUGUUAUAAAGAAGUUUAUAGAAGUACGGACAAACGAGAUUCGACUGUUCAAAAGCACAGAAACGAAACUAGGACGGGGUGCUUAGCUCAUAUUACUAUUAAUCGUCAAUUGAGUGGAAUGUUUUGCAUCACUUCAUUUGAAGAGAAACACAACCAUCCUUUUGUUGAUUCCUCUUUAGCUCAUCUGUUACCAUCUCAAAGAAAGAUAAAAGUUGCUCAAGCAUAUGAACUUGACUUAUUAGAUGAUUCAGGAAUAUGUCCUAAAGCUUCAUGUGACUAUGCUGCUCAUCAAGCUGGAGGACAAUCUUUUCUAGGUUACACAAAGAGAGAUCACAAGAAUUAUCUUAGGGACAAAAGACAUGAAAAUUUGAAACAUGGAGUGGCUCGUAGCUUGGUGAAUUAUUUUGAGAAAAGAACACUAGAAGAUCCCGCUUUUCGAUUUUCUUUACACUUAGAUGAUGAUAAUUUGAUAACUAAUGUAUUCUGGGCUGAUGCAAAGAUGAUAAGAGAUUUUAAGAUAUAUGGAGAUGUUGUGACUGUUUAUACAACAUAUAUGACAAAUAAAGAGUAUCGACCCUUGGCAAUGUUUGUUGGUUUGAAUAAUCACAGGGAAAUGGUUAUAUUUGGUGCAGUUCUCUUGUACGAAGAAUAAACUGAAUCGUUUGAAUGGCUUUUUGAUGCAUUCUUUAGCAUUAUGUCUGCAGAUAAACCAUAAACAUUCAUGACAGAUCAAGAUCCCGCAAUAGCUGCUGCUGUCUUAUUAGUAAUGCCAAAUACAUAUCAUAUCAUCGUCUAUAUGUGUGGCAGUUGGAAAAAAAAAAAAAAGCUUUUAAACAUCUUAACCAUAUCUUUAGAGCUAAUUCAUCAUUUCUGAAAGAUUUUAGCAGAUUGCUUUAUGAUUAUGAGUAUGAGGACGAUUUCUUAAGUGCAUGGCAGGAUAUGCUUGAGAAGUAUGAUCUUGGGGAUAAUAGUUGGUUGAAAACUACAUUUGAUAUAAGGGAGAAAUGGUUGAUGACAUAUGGAAGAAAUACAUUUUCAGCAGAUAUAGAAGCACACAAUUAAGUGAGAUCUUUAAUGGAUCUUUAAGGGGAUAUUUGAAAUCUGAUUUGGAUAUCGUUCAAUUUUUUAAGUAUUUUCAAAGAUCAGUUGAUGAUAAGCACACCAAUGAGAAUAAGUCAAAUUUUGAUAUGACUCGAAGAAUUCCUAUUUUAAAGGUUAAACUUCCUUUAUUGAUUCAUGCUAGGGAUGUAUACACCCCAACUAUAUUUGACAUGUUUCAAAAUGAAUGGGAAAGGUCAUUACUUGUUUCCGUGAAGGAGUUUCACGAUGAAGGAGAUUUGUGUACAUACAGUAUUGGCACUUAUGGAAGUGUUAAGGAGCAUGCAAUAACUGUCAAGCGAUCAGUAACUCAAGUUUCAUGUAGCUGCAAAAUGUUUGAGUUUGUGGGUAUACUAUGCAGACAUGCUUUAAAUACUAUGCAGACAUGCUUUAAAGAUCCUUGAUUUACUGAAUGUAAAGGAUAUGAUUCCUGCACAUUAUAUACUAAAGAUAUGGACAAAAGAUGCUACAAACAUACAUGAGAUGGAUGCCAAUCUAGUAGGAACAAACUCUAAUCCAAAAGUUAAAAUUAUUGUGAGGUAUAGAUAUUUGUGUCAAACUUUUGUCCAAAUUUCAAGUGAAGCUUCUGAAUCCAAAGAAGGGUAUGAAUUGGCUGCAAAGUGUACGAACAAGAUAAUUGCAAAGUUAAAUGAUGUAAAGAAGAGAAAUGAAUCGCAUGAAGAAUUGAUUCCAAGCAAUAAUAUCCAAAAUGAACCGAGUGAGACAGUAUUUGUUGAUAAUACAAAUGUCACGAAGGUGACUGGGUUAAAAAGGAAGGAACCAACAUGCCGCUCUAAUACUCGGCCAAAGAGUUUUAUGGAAAAGGCCCAGAGAAAAAAUAAGACUUCAUUGCCAAAAUUUCCUCUUAGCCAAACUGACCAGCAGUUUGAUAACUUUUCAUCUCUUCAAGUCCCAUAUCCACCUGUACCAGAUGCAUCAAUGACUAUGGGAGCAGUAGAAAGAAGCUUCCGUCCAUGGUGCCCUUCACAAUUGUCUCAAGGAUCAUCUCAUGGAAGUUUGACUCAGCUCUUAAGAGAUGUUUCAUUUCAUGAUUUAAAUAAGUAUUCUCGACACUGAUUAUGACAACUUCGAAAAAUGGAGGUUUCAUGGUGAUGGUUUUGUUCCAGAAUGCGAUUUGGCAUCCUCUGUUAAUGGAGUUGUUUCUUUUUUUACAUCAAGGCUGCAACUUAUUUUAUAGGGGAAAAUUAGCUUGUACAUUGAAAAUUCUUUUGUUUAGCAAUUGAUCAUAUGUAGAAAGUUAAUAAACACAUUUUUUUUUAAUUGAACAUGCUUUAUAUAGUAGCCAUGGAUGCAGUAGCCAGAAAUGCUUUUGUCCAACAGACAGUGAUUAAUCAUAGUACCCUUUACUAUUUGGCUGAAGCUUCUCUUGUUUAUGUUUUUAAAUUGUUGUGUU
Molecule: messenger RNA, 3598 nt
Organism: Lycium ferocissimum
Lineage: Eukaryota; Viridiplantae; Streptophyta; Magnoliopsida; Solanales; Solanaceae
Product: protein FAR-RED ELONGATED HYPOCOTYL 3-like
Exons: 4
Coding region: 2608-3261 (217 amino acids)
Source: RefSeq, a predicted model, not a curated record